GUGAGGACACGCCCCCCUGUCAGCUGUCUGUGGAGCGGGUGGCAGCGCAGUUGUUUUUAUAGAGACGUCACUCGCUGGGGGAUUGGAGGUGACCCGGAGCGGCGGGCGGAGGACGGGAGUGUAAACACGAGGCCUGGGGCUCCCCGGGGCCGGCCUGGCUCACAGCGAGGGCAUUUGACAGGCUCAGAGAAGGCGUUAUAAAGGGUUCCUCCAGUGGUUUCAAGGAGUUCCUUGAGUAGUAAACAGUGGCGGGUUGAUCUCCUGCCUGACGGUGUCCAACACCCCUCUGCAAAGCCAACCUCAUGGGACGUCGCUUCUACUUUCUCAGAAAAACAUGUCUGAAAACUCUAGUGACAGUGAAUCAUCGUGCGGAUGGACAAUUAUCAACCAAGAGGGUUCAGAUAUAGAGACCCUGCACUCAGAACCUGGAGAAGCUGACCUUCCUUCAGAACACAGUGCGACAUUUGUCGAAGGUUUGCAGCCAGAUUCUCCACCAGAGGCAACAGAUACACGUAUCAAUGAGGGUUCCUUGGCUGCUGUAGAGAAUUUACAACCUGCUACAGAAGAGCGUUUGCUGAUUUCUGAGGCUCUGUCCUCUUCGGGUGCAGUAUCUGAUAACUCGCCUAGAAGUGCAGAAUGUGACAAUAAGGAAGGUAUCUCGGUUGAUGGUGGUCACUGCGAGGCCGUCAGCGAUGACUCUGACAUUGUCACUUUGGAUCCUCCCAAGACAAAUGAAGCUGGGACUCAAGGAGAAGAGGAGGAGGAAGAAAUUCCGGAGGAUGCCGCUGAAAUCAAUGACAUGAACAUGAGCUUUUCUUCAAGUAGUCAGUACACAUUCAGCCAGCCAGAAACUGUGUAUCCCUCCCAGCACAGUGCAGAUGAGUCCAGCAACGAUGAAGCAAGCGACGAUUCAGGACCCAUCCUGCGACGGCGACGUUCUAAAAGAUCGACUGCAUCUGUAUCAGAGUCUGAGAACAAGCCCACCCCUGACCAUACCGUCCUUCCUGAGCUCAGAACACCAGCAAAAAGCGGGAACAAUCUAAACAAGUGUGUUAUUCUUGCUCUGGUCAUUGCUGUAAGCAUGGGCUUUGGACAUUUCUACGGUACUGUUGAAAUACUGGAACGUCAAAAAUUUGUUGAAAAAAUCUGUGAAAAUGGUCUAAAUGACAUGAAGGACGACCUGGUUCAGUGUCAAAAGGACCAAGAAUCCACAAUAGAACAGAAAGAGGUUGUGGAGCAGCUUACAGAAGAUCUAGAGGAGAGACAAGAUUUGGUACUAUCUCUGGAGGGACUGAUGGAUAAAAUUGCCAAAGAAAAUCAGAAGCUCAAGCAAGAACACACAGAGUUGAAGUUAGAGGCGGGUGACCUGGCAACCAGCUUAAAAACAACAGAAGUGCAAAAUGGGAAUCUGGCUCUGGAAAACCAGCACCUUAGGGAGUCUUUAGAAAAAGAAGAGCAAGCUUUAUCUUCUCUUAAAGAGGAACUAAGAAAAUUGAGAGAACAGAUAAGAAACCUAGAAGAAAAAGGAAGGCAUGAGACGGUACAGUCUGAAAACCAGAAGCUGAAAGAACAUUUAAAAGAAGAGCGGCAAAAGAUCCGCAGUUUUCGAACACAGAAGGAAGCAUUGCUAAGCGAAGCCCAGGUUCUCAGGAAAGAACUUGACAACGAGAGGCAAAUUACAGACUCUCUGAAGGUGGAGCUUGAAGAGAUAAGCAAUCGGAGAGCUUCUAGUGUCACCUAUGAUGCUAUUAAGAGUAAUGAAGAGAUUGAACAUUUCAAAAACCGUCUUUCCGAGUUAGAGAAGAAACUCAAUUUUGAGCAGCAGAGGUCAGAUUUGUGGGAACGGCUUUACAUUGAAGCCAAAGAACAGAAUGAGAAAAAAGAUGGCAAAAAUCCACGUACUCGUCCAGAGUCAGAAAAUUCCAACGACGGUAAAUCAAGCAAACAAAAAAAGAAAGGUAAAUCCACAUUUUUUAACUCGGUUAAAGAUACUUUUGAUGCAAUGACAAAUUCAACCAAAGACUUUGUGAGACAUCAUAAGGAAAAAAUCAAACAGGCAAAAGAAGCAGUAAAGGAGAAUUUAAAGAAGUUCUCAGAUUCAGUGAAAACCACAUUCCGCCAGUUUAAAGACUCCACUAAAGGCAUGUUUGACAAAAACCGCUACAGAAAACAUGCAGACAGACGGAGGGAGGAAUCCAAAGAAGCACAUACCGUACGCCGAGAAUUUAAGCCUGGCUUUGAGAAGACUUUUCCCAACAAAGAAACUGCCACCGAGCACAAAUACGAAAGCUCACAAGAUGCUCCUAAAUCUGAGGACUUUAAAGAUGAAUCCACCCAGCCAUUAAAUAAUGAUGAAAAGACCAAAAGCCACCAGCAAAAGGGUUGUUCUGAUAUUUUUGAAUGUGCUCGCCAAGAAUCAGUUAGUCUCUUCAACAAGGUGCUGGACCCCGUGACAGUAGAAGAAUUCCACGAUUUGUUGCAAGUAUAUUUACAAGAGCAAGUGGGUGAUUUCCGACACUGGAAAGAACUAGAGCAAUUCAUUAGUCAAUUUUUUCAGAAUGGUGUUUUUAUUCAUGAUCAGAUGCUAUUUACCGAUUUUGUGAAUGAUGUUGAAGAUUACCUUGAGGAUAUGAAGGAAUAUCAGACUAAUACUGGAGGAGUCUUUGAAGACCUUGAUGAAUAUGUUUACAGACACUUCUUUGGGAGUGCUUAUUCCAAUCCAUAUGGACCAAGGAAACCUGAAAAAGUACCUGUUUACAAAGAGAGAAAACAGGAACAGAAGAAUCCAGCUCGAUAUAAAAGGGAAGGUAAAUGGCAUAAGCAUGGGCGUGCCAAUGGAAGACACAUGGCGAAUGUGGAAAUAGAAUUAGGGCAGUUGCCCUUUGAUCCAAAAUAUUGAAUAGCAUGAAUCACUUUCAAUCAUAUAGUUAGCCUUAGAGCCAAGAUAUGCAGUUGGUUACUGUGGACAUUUUUAAACCUUUACCCAUUUCUUACUGUUAGAGAAACUGUGGGGGACUUCCAAAGAAAGGCACGGUGAUGGACAGAUUCUUACUGGAAAUUGAUAGUCUUCAAAUUUGUGAUUUUCGUGUCAUCCCAUGAUCUGGGGGGGCUGGGUAACACUCUGACCCCCCUCAGCAUACAAAUUUGACAUAUUUCGUGUCAGUUCUCAAUAGUUUUUUGGUUUUAAAAGCAUUAAAUGUUGGGAGUGCAUUUUAUACAGGUUGUGGUGUACUAGUAACUUCUAGAUGAGAAUUUUACAAUUGAAGCUGUAAGUAAGGCUGGCCAUACGCUUUGCAAUCUGAUUGCACAAUCAAUUUUAGAUUUUCCAAAUCUAUGUAGGGUGAGGGCCUAUCUAAAUAAGCCAUUCAAUUUGUAUCCAAUCAGGCUGGCUCUUGCCAUACAUAGCGAUUGGUAGAGCUAAAGGAAAUUGAUUGUACAAUCAAAUUGUCCCGUGUAUUGUCCCCCUGUUAUUUCAUCUCAGACACUGCACUGUCUCUCCUUGUGCCUUGAUUUCUAAAUGACACCCCCCUAUCCUGUUAUCCUGGCUCUAAGUGGCUGGUGUUCUCUGUUGUGAAAUCUGUUUAGGCUUUGCUAAGAUUUUUCAUUUAGUAAUGAACAGAUUACUUUUGGUUGCUUGCAUGACUCCGUGUCAUCUAUGAUCCCCGAAUCACAACAAAUAAUUGUCGGAUGUGUUUCUGUGCUAAUAGAUGUGCAGUGUUCAGUUUCUUUUCCUAUUAACAGAAUUUUCGCUUAUAAUUUGUAUGUUCUGAUUUCAUUUCUUGCAGUUCAGAAAAAAAAUUGUUUCUCAGUGUUUGCAGGAAAAAUAAGACACUGAAUAAAAAAAAUAAAAAAACUUUAUUUAAAAUCA
This is a messenger RNA of Rana temporaria (common frog), 3868 nucleotides long. RefSeq names its product cell cycle progression 1 (gene CCPG1). The transcript has 11 exons. The coding region runs from base 335 to 2899 and encodes 854 amino acids. Gene Ontology annotation, cellular component: membrane. Lineage: Eukaryota; Metazoa; Chordata; Amphibia; Anura; Ranidae. The record is from RefSeq and is a predicted model, not a curated record.